Drosophila bipectinata is the source of this 6367-nucleotide messenger RNA. It is a transcript of the gene Syx1A, whose product is annotated as Syntaxin 1A. The record is from RefSeq and is a predicted model, not a curated record. Gene Ontology annotation, molecular function: SNARE binding; SNAP receptor activity. NCBI's taxonomy places the organism in Eukaryota, Metazoa, Arthropoda, Insecta, Diptera, Drosophilidae. Gene Ontology annotation, biological process: exocytosis; intracellular protein transport; synaptic vesicle fusion to presynaptic active zone membrane. Gene Ontology annotation, cellular component: SNARE complex; endomembrane system; synaptic vesicle.
AGUGUGGCCAUUGUAACGUUAUACAGAAAAUACCGCGUCAGUGUGCCUGCCCCAAUAGAGCAUAGUUAGGGUAUCAAAAAUCCAAGUUCGAAUAAUUCCAAAAAUAAAACUCGCACCGCGGACGACGCACGUCGGACGACCGUCGACGGAAUAGACGAAGUUAUCAGCGUUUCGCUCCGCGAUAAAAAUUACGAAAAAUUCGCUAAUCUCCGGGACUGUAUUGGUUUCCUGUUAACUAAAAAAAAAAUAAAUUAAAGUAUUAAUAUCGCUGCGCGUUCAGCAAUGUGCGGGUAAAACAAUAGGCGGCAAUAACUCUGGCACCCAACAUAAAAGUGCGAGCGAGAGCGAGCGAAGUGGCCGUGCGUCCCUUUCCCACCCACCGUACGCAACAAACGAAACGAAAAUAAAACGCAAGCAAAAAGGAGAAAGAACAAAUAACGCCCACCGUAACACCCCCAGCCCCCGCCCCCUCUUACGCUUGUUGACGAAGCAGCAGCAGUAAAAGAAGAAGAAGAAGAGGCAUCAGCACAAGCAGACGGCAGAAUUGGAGCUUUGCGCAGAAAUCGAUUUUUUUGCCCAUUUUAAGAGAUUUUCGGGAGCCUCUCCCACUGCUGUUCCCCAAAGUCGCCUCUGCGUCCGUGUGUGUGUGUGUGCUGGUGUUUGUGCGGGCGAGCGUGUUUGCGCGAAAGUGAAACAAACAAAAGUAGCCAGGAAUUUUGCUAAAAAGAAGCCCAAGAUUAUUUUAAUUGUGGUGAUAUCGGGCGUGUGGGGGUUUUGCCAGCAAUCUUGCCGUUUUCUCGCCCCGUGAGUCACAAAAAUCAUUCAGCUUUAGCUUUUUAGCUGCUGGCAUUGAAGAGGUGCUGCCGCAGCCGCAGCCACAGCCGACGUCGCCGCCCGCAAACACGCGCUCUCACUAUCUCUCUCCGCCUGUCUCUCUUGCGAAAAACUUAAGAAAACGGGGCGCAAGAGCAGCACAUAAAAUAAAAAUAUUAACCGAAAGUUUCCAAGUGCAGGCAGCCGCAUCGGAGGAAAAGUGAAAGAAAAGUAAAAUAUACUUAAUAGCAUCCACAAAAAAAAAAAAAUAAAAAAGAGCGGCGCCCCUCAAGCAACGGAAAAUCAAUAAAAAGUCUCUCAGUGGCAAAAAGGCAAAAAGAAAAAAAAAACAACGUGCAAACAAGUUAAAAAGCAAGCUGCAAACUCCGCGCGGGCUUGCACGUGUGUGUGUGUAUGUGUGUUAACGUCUAACUGCUAAUCGCAAACCGCGUAACAAAAGCUUACGUAAAGCUUAGCGAAAAACACAAAAACAACGAAGCGAGAGCAACAAACGCAACAAAAAAAAAAACACAGAAACCCCAGAAAACCCACACCCCCCCAAAAUCAUCUAAUAACUCUAUCAAAAAAAAACCCAGUUAAGCAAAAGCAACAAAAAUGACGAAAGACAGAUUAGCCGCUCUGCAUGCCGCCCAGUCCGACGACGAGGAGGAGACAGAGGUGGCCGUCAACGUGGACGGCCAUGACUCCUACAUGGACGACUUCUUCGCCCAGGUGGAGGAGAUCCGGGGCAUGAUCGACAAGGUGCAGGAGAACGUCGAGGAGGUGAAGAAGAAGCACUCGGCCAUACUGUCGGCCCCCCAGACGGACGAGAAGACCAAGCAGGAGCUGGAGGACCUCAUGGCCGACAUCAAGAAGAACGCCAAUAGGGUGCGCGGCAAGCUCAAGGGCAUCGAGCAGAAUAUCGAGCAGGAGGAGCAGCAGAACAAGUCCUCGGCGGAUCUGCGAAUCCGCAAGACCCAGCACUCGACGCUGUCCCGGAAGUUCGUCGAGGUGAUGACGGAGUACAAUCGCACCCAGACGGACUACAGGGAGCGCUGCAAGGGAAGAAUACAGCGUCAGCUGGAGAUCACCGGCCGGCCGACCAACGACGACGAGCUGGAGAAGAUGUUGGAGGAGGGCAACUCGUCGGUGUUCACGCAGGGCAUCAUCAUGGAGACACAGCAGGCGAAACAGACGCUGGCGGACAUCGAGGCCCGCCACCAGGACAUCAUGAAGCUGGAGACGAGCAUCAAGGAGCUGCACGACAUGUUCAUGGACAUGGCCAUGCUGGUGGAGUCGCAGGGCGAGAUGAUCGAUCGCAUUGAGUACCAUGUGGAGCACGCUAUGGACUAUGUGCAGACGGCAACUCAGGACACCAAGAAGGCUCUGAAAUACCAGAGUAAAGCGCGACGAAAGAAGAUCAUGAUACUGAUCUGCCUCACUGUGCUGGGCAUCUUAGCGGCCUCAUAUGUUAGCAGUUAUUUCAUUAUUCAAGCCACCAAGAACUAGCAUGCACAUGCUCAUCGAGGCCUGUAAUCCGCAUAAUAUUAUACAUUAAAUAAUUUGUAGUACAACCGAACCACACAGAAAUGCCAUGCAAUAUUAUUUAUGCAAAACGUAAUGUAUUGUAACACUCUCGAGAGAAAGACACGCGGAGAAACGCUUUCGCUUUAAGUAGGAACUGCCUUUUGUUAAUGCACCUGGAAAGCCACCACAGGGCUGCGCCAAGUGGUGAAUUUCUAUCGAUUACCCACCACUCGCAACUGUCAGAGUUGCAUUCUGUGCACGUUUUUUCCACUUCCGUUUUCCACUUUUGAUCUUUUGUCGAACGAGAAGAAUGCCCCAAUUCGCCACGACAACAGCAACAACCAGCACUUGACCACAACAACAACAACACCCAGCCAACACCGCGUUUAAAUCAAAUCAAAACCACUAUCGUAAUCGACGCCGACUUCGUAUUAUGCCAAUCAAUCAAACUGCAUUUGGGUAUCGAACAACCACAAAAUGCAAUCCAUAAGCCCGAUAACAUAUAAACAAAUCAAUUGUAACACGCGACUCCGCCCCGCCAGUUCCAGUUCGUCAGUUCUUUCCCGCUUCCAGUUACCAGUUACCCAGCGACAGCUACAGCUACAGCUUCCAGCGAGAAACAGCUGCAGUGCCCCAUUCCCGUGCACCGAGAUAAAGCCCGAACGCAGCCGCACAAUGCAUACAAAUGAGCGGAGGAGGCCCGGAGUCACGUAGCUGCCAGGAUGGAGGAGGCCCCGCCUCACAAGCAACACCAAGAGGUGGCUCUAAUUAAGACGGGCCUGGUCUGGUUAGGUCUGGUCUGGUCUAAGGGCCCGCCUGGCCAAAAUUAAUGGAACCCACGAGUGGCAGAGCAUUUUCGGCGUUCACACAAAUUAAAUUCCAUCAAGUUUAUUUGCUGAAAAUGAAGCGGCAGCAUAAGCAAGGCCAGGACAAGGCAGGAGCAGCAGAAGCAGAAGAAUGGAGGAGCAACAGCCGCCGCCACCCCAGAUGGUCUUAAUUUAAUUUCCCCGCCUCCCGAAACCCUUUCUCCAGCUCAGCCCCCAACGCUGAGAGCUAGCACGUGUUGCCAUGUUACCAUUUACAAUUUCCAUUUAGAGCCGAAGGAGUAGAAACACCGUUCAGGGCCACGACACACGACAGGACACUACAAAACAAAGCAAAGAGCUAAAUCAGAGCUGGCAUGAUCUGUACGGUUUAUAUUCUUUAAAUUCUUCGUGUAAAUAGUCAUUAUAAUUAUUAUUGUGGUCUGCAGUAAGCCCCCAAACGUCCUUAAGGAUGCGAGAAAGAAACAAAAAUAAUAUUUAUUAAAAAAUUUCAUAAUUGUGCAUCUCCCACAAAUGCUAUGAUUAUAAAAUUAAAAAACAAGGAGACGAUGAUUAGAGGGAAAUCUAUUAAUUAGUAAUUAUUAUAAUGUGAUGUUAAAUAUAUAAAUCAAUCGAUAAAAAAUAAAAACUAAAGCAAAUUGAAAAGAAAACAAAAAUUGUUAACCAGCAUAACAGAUUUCACUAAGUAGAUUUUUCGAAUUAAAUUAAAAUUUAAAGUAUAGAAAAACGAGAAAAGCCAGAAAAAAAUCUUUCCUGUAUACACGAGAUAAAACUGUGUUUUUCCACGUAACUAAUGAACAUGUAAAAUGAUUUUUCAACCUUAGAUUGCCCUAUAUACCUUAAUAAACAAAUAUAUACAUAAACAAAAUUAUACAAAUAUAAUUACACUUUCUAUGUAAAUGUUGUGCGUAUAUAAAGAUUAACGAAAGUACAGAGCCCGAUUUCGAGACCUUUUAGUUUGUUUAUGUGUGUGCAAUAUAUCCUCCUCUAUUCGCGCUUGGCUUAAUCGACAGCAUUUUGGGCCUUAAACCGACCUACUCAAGCCUUACUUAUUAGCCAGAAUUCUUCAGAUCAAUAUAACCAAGUAUAUAUCCCCGGGGGAGGAGAGCAACCCCCUCACAAUGAUUGUUCUACUACUACGUGAAUGUGUUCGUUUAUAAUCUUGUAUAAAAGCACGCUCUCCUCCCCGCUCAGACACGAAAUGUUUGUAAAAUAUAUUCGACAAGGCAGAAAUACGAAAUUAACUAAUAAUAAUAAAUAACACCUCUGGGAGUACAGAGGGAAGACACUUUAGUUUUUCUUCUUGAAUCGCAUUUCUUCCACUUUUUACCAAUCAAAGAUACUUGAAAUGAUAAAUUGAACGAAAGGAGAAAUGAACUUUGAGUCUCUUCGAUGAUACCCAAGCUCAAAACAAACGACCCCAAAAAGCUGAGACGAAAGUAAUGUUUAAGAAAUGAUAGGUUCUAUUAUUUAGUUGUUCUGUUAUUUAUAUGUUAGACCUAGGUUCUGUAUAAUUUAUCAUUAAGUUUUGGCUCCGCAAUAAAAUCAGAAAACUGCAUAUAAUUUCUAUAAUUUGUCUUAUUUUGUCAUUUUUAGUUUGACCUAAACGUUUGACAGAAAUUGAUGAGAAGAUUUGCUAAAUUUAAGCGCAAAAGUUCAAUUAAUAAAAAUUAGAAUUUUAAUAUUAACAUAAUUUGGAAUAUUUACAUAUAUACAUACGCAUAUAUAUACAACUCUAUAUAUGAAUAAUUAGUAACAAAUCAAAUCAAUUUCCAUAACAAACCAACAGAAAAAGCAAAAAAAAAAUGAUAAUAUUAUUAGUGACGAGUGCGACGCAGGCACUCGUGCAAUUGUACUUUAAAAUUGAAUAAAAUUCAAAAAACAAAAAAUAAAAAUGAAAGUGGAAUGGAACGGAGCUUCACCGUCGUCGAGCCUCUAAAGACCCGAAAUCCGCGACAGUAAGCCAAGAGGGAGGUCCUGGUGAAGACCAGAACCUAGAUCGGGAGCAUCGGGACAUUGAGAUCGUUAGAGUCAGACACCCAGGGACACGAGCAGACGAACUCACACACAGACACACACUGCGGCGGAGGUGAAGAGUAUUUGAUGGAUUGAUUGAUUGACGAUUAUUAUUGGUAAACGAUGAUGGGUCAUGCAUUGGGAGCAGCAAUAGCAACAAUAAUUCCAGGCAUAUCGAAGCAUUUUUACUCAGCCCUCGAGGACGACAGCAAUCAGCGAAAUCGGCAACCAAAACUGAUGGCAAUAAUAAACAAAAAGAAACCAAUACGGGAUCAGAGAGCGAGGACGGACAGGUAGACGGACACAGGACCCUCGACACACUCACACACAAACAAAAACACACACAGUUAAUGCACAAUAAGGACGAAAGCUAACAAGAAAUAUUAACGGGAUUCACAUAUGUAUAUUCAAGAAGCAAUAAAGAAAAUAUAUUUCCAACUAUGAUGAUAGAACAAGAUGAGAACAAAGAAAGUCAGCAACUAACACGAAUAAAUAUUUAUACAUAUAUUUUAAUUAUAGUUACAAAUUAGCAUAUAUAUAAUUAUACAUACAUACAAACCUAUAUAUAUAUAUAUAUACAGAAGAUAGUCCAAAUAAAUUAGCAAGAAAGUAAACCAAACGAAGUAAAAGUUUAAUAUUUACAAAAUAUUAAAAUAUCAAUGUGCAAUUUAACAAGCGUUUAAAACAAACCCAGACACUGACACAGCCACACAGAAUAAUGCUACACCUAUAUAUACACACCUACAUAUGUAAACCGAUUAUAACAGUAUAUAACAAGUCGAUGCAUAUAACGAGCCCAUUUAUAAGACAAUGUUGAGUGGCGAAUGCGAUUUAGUUUUGUGUGCACACCACAAACACCACAGUAAGACCCAGCUUAGAAGGAAAUCAAAAUUCAACAAACAACACGAAAGAACCCUUGCCAAUGGCGGGAAGAAGAGGUUCAUGUCAAGUUUUUGAGCUAAUACUCAUAAUUGUUAAAAAUGUUUAAAUAAUAUAAUAAAAAAAACCAAAAGGAAAAACAAACAAAAAUUAAAGCUAACAAAAAUCCGUAACAAAAACAAAUUGCAUAUUUCAUAUAUUUUUUCUCUCCUUAGAAAAUUUAGUUAAUUAUGAAAAGUAAAACAAACAUUAUACUUAAGUGUUAGUCUUAUAUAUAUAAAUAAAAAAUAAAAACGAUUGAAAAUGAA